AUGGCAAUUCCCGCGCCACUUGUCGUCCCCGCUCUCAAGCGGCACACUGCCACCGUCAUCGUCGCUCACGGCUUGGGCGAUAGCGGUGCCGGCUGGAUGUUCCUCGCUGAGAACUGGCGCCGCCGCAACAAGUUCGAAGAGGUCUCCUUCAUCUUCCCGAGCGCCCCUUCGAUCCCCAUUACUAUCAACAUGGGCAUGCGCAUGCCCGGUUGGUACGACAUCCUCUCCCUCUCCGACAUCAACCAGCGCUCCGAAGACGAGGCCGGCAUCAAGCGCAGCAUGGAAUACUUCCACGGCCUGAUCAAGCAGGAGAUGGACAAGGGAAUCCCCAGCAACCGCAUCGUCAUCGGCGGUUUCUCCCAGGGUGGCGCUAUGUCUCUUCUCUCUGGCCUCACCUCCCCGAACAAGCUGGGCGGAAUCUUCGGUCUGAGCUGCUACCUUCUGCUUCAGAACAAGAUUCGUGACAUGGUCCCUGAGGAAAACCCGAACAAGGAUACCCCCAUCUUCAUGGCGCAUGGUGACAUUGACCCUGUCGUGCGCUACGACUGGGGCCAGAGGACUGCGAGCAAGCUCAAGGAGUGGGGCUGGAAGGUUGAUUUCAAGACAUACCAGGGACUUCCGCACUCCGCCGAUCCUGAGGAGAUUGAAGACCUCGAUGCAUACCUCAGAGAGAGGAUCCCGCCCCUUGGCGACAAGGAGGAGACCUCUGGCAGCCUCUGA
Molecule: messenger RNA, 720 nt
Organism: Lasiodiplodia theobromae
Lineage: Eukaryota; Fungi; Ascomycota; Dothideomycetes; Botryosphaeriales; Botryosphaeriaceae
Product: Phospholipase/carboxylesterase
Exons: 4
Coding region: 1-720 (239 amino acids)
Biological process (GO): protein depalmitoylation
Cellular component (GO): cytoplasm
Molecular function (GO): carboxylic ester hydrolase activity; palmitoyl-(protein) hydrolase activity
Source: RefSeq, a predicted model, not a curated record